CGUAAAAAGAUUAGGACCAUGAUUUUGUAAUAGCGCCAUUGAACAACCUCUUCUAACGUGAAAAGAUUGUUCGACCAAAAAAAAGAUUGUUAUAGUUUGGAUCUCUCUGGUUUCUUUCUUUACAGAGUCCAUAUUUUACUCAAUGAUAUAAAUAAAGUAUUUUAACUUUUAAGAUUGGAGUCUUAAGUUCUUAAUAUUUUAAUAAUUAGCUAAAUCUCAAAACAAGACCUACCAUGUGCUAAAACGACAAAAACAAAGUUGCCAAUAGGUUUAAGCAAAUAUAAACGGUAAAGCUUUUUCUUGGAAGUAAUGUUAAUUUCUUCCUUCCUUCCUUCUAUUAAACGUUUCAUUAGCAAGUGGAAAGACUACUGCAUUAAGAAAAGGUAGUUGGCCACAUGAGGAACAUUUAAAAUGGCAUCUUUUUGAAGACUGUGGAAUAUUUCAUUAUAAGCGGGAUUUAAUUAAUUAUUUGGAUCACUUAUUUAGAGUUGUUCUCUUUAAGGGGGAUGAGUAACAGAGAUAGAAGCAAUGGAGAAAAAGGAAACGAUGAGAAGGAUAGUGUUAGUCCCAGUUCCAGCACAAGGGCAUGUAACUCCAAUGAUGCAACUCGGAAGAGCUCUUAACUUGAAGGGCUUUUCAAUUACAGUUGUUCAAGUACAAUUUGAUCUAGUAAGCUCUUCUUCACAACAGUUCCCUGGUUUUCAAUUUGUCACAUUACCAAAAAGCUUGCCAAAGUAUGAAGUCGAGGGACUAGGACAAAUUGAGUUUAUGAUGAUGCUCAACAAAACGAGUGAGGCAAGCUUUAAGGACUGUAUAGGUCAGUUGUUGCUGCAACAUGGCAAUGAUAUUGACUGUAUCAUCUACGACGAGUUCAUGUACUUUUGUGGGUAUGUAGCUCAAGAGUGCAAGCUUCCCAGUGUUAUAUUCAGCACUCAAAGUGCUACAAAUCAUGUCUCACGCUGUGUUUUUAGCAAACUCGAUUUAGACAAGUUUUUGAUCGACAUGAAAGAUCAAGAAAAGCAAGAAAAGGUGGUGGAGAAUUUGUAUCCGUUAAGAUACAAAGACCUACUACCUUCAGGGUUUGGGCCAGUGGAGCCAGUUUUGAAGAUCCGUGGGGAAGUAGUCAACAAAAGAACAGCUUCGGCUGUUAUCUUCAAUACGACAAGUUGUCUAGAGAGCUUAUCCGUGUCAUGGCUGAAACAAGAACUUGGAAUUGAAGUGUACGCAUUAGGACCUCUUCACGUUACACCUUCACCACCUUCUAGUUUACGGGAAGAGGACAAGGGCUGCAUUGAAUGGUUAAACAAGCAGAAAUCGAGGUCAGUCAUAUACAUAAGCGUGGGAACCGUAGCUCAAAUGGAAACUAAGGAAGUUUUGGAGAUGGCUUGGGGGCUUUGUAAUAGCAACCAACCUUUUCUAUGGGUCAUUCGACCAGGCUCUAUCCUUGGCUCGCGCGGUGUAGAGGCAUUGCCAAACGAAGUCAGUAAAAUUAUCUCAGAGAGAGGAUACAUUGUUGAACGUGCACCGCAGAUAGAAGUUUUAAGACAUCCUGCAGUGGGAGGGUUUUGGAGCCACUGUGGAUGGAACUCAACACUCGAGAGCAUUGUGGAAGGAGUUCCAUUGAUUUGUAGGCCUUUUCAAAGCGAGCAGAAUGUAAACGCAGCAUACAUAGUAAGUGUUUGGGAAGCAGGUAUUCAGCUGGAAGGUGAAGUAGAAAGAGGAAAGGUAGAGAGAGCUGUGAAGAGGUUGAUUGUGGAUGAAGAAGGUGCAGGGAUGAGGGAGAGAGCACUUGUUUUAAAAGAAAAGCUCAAAGCCUCUCUGAGAAGUGGAGGUUCCUCAUACAAUGCUUUGGAUGAGUUCGUCAAUUACUUGAAGACAAAGUAGAGAUGAUGAACUUGAUCUAUUACUAAAGACCAGUGAGUAUAUUGAAUUAUAUAUUUGGAUCAACCUUGAUAUUGUAAAAUUCACGGAGCACAGUUUUAUUUUAUUUUUGAAAUAAAAUCCAAUCGAAACACGCUUAUCAUCUAUAUGUUUUUAGUUUCCACAUAAAAUUUUGUGAGUUUCUAAAAGUAUAUGGAUGCAAUCUAUACAAAAAAAAAUUGUACAUUAAGUGUGACUCUGUUUUUGGCUUUUUAGAAAUAUUAAUUACCCUAUAGAUAUUUGAUUAUAUUGAACAAGGUUGGUGAGUUGACUUGGAGGCUCGCUAUGCUUAGUCAUGUUUCUUUCCAGGCAAAUAAAGUGGAUUGCAGCUUGAAAUAAGGUCGGUGUGAUUGAUGGGCCAACUUUUGGCCAGAUUGACGUGGAUCGGGUUGGUCAGCGUUGAUCGAGUUCUAAUACCAUGUUAAGCUAGAUGAAUUUUUAACAUAAAACUAAUUGACAAUAAGUUGAGUGACUCAUCUAUCUUAUAUAUUAUUAAGGAUAUCUUCCAACAUCCGACGUGAGAAUAUAAAAACACUUGAAAAACAAGCCAUCCGACGUGAGACAUUUUGUGUCUAAUAUAAAAUCACUCGAAAAACAAGCCGUGAGAGAUUUACUUCCAUUGUUAAAAAAAAGAUUACUUCCAUUGUUCAAAGUCCUUUUAAUCAUGUUUUUAAAAGAACAGCUGUUCAUCAGAAAAGUAAACAGCUUUUUGUUUUUCAAAGUAAACAGCUAUUCCCGGACCAAAAUGAUUCUUUUGUUUAACAAAGACUGUCUAAUUAUAAAAUUUGAUGGUCUUAAACACAGCCUGAAAAACAGAAAAGAUGUAACUUGAAUAUAUUUUAUCACUUGAACAAGUUUGGUAAUUAGCAAGUUGAUGAGUUUCAACUUUCAACUAAGCUUUUGUUAUUUGAUCUUACAUUUCUUUAUUGAUUUGUUUUUAUUUCUUGCUUUUUAUAUGCUUGUGUAAAUUGGUAAUUUCAUUAAUCAAUCAUUUUGUUUUUGCUAAUUGAAUUCUUAGGAUCUUUCCCCUCUUGCUUAGUGUAAAAUUCUUUAUUGGGUUAGGCAGGAUGGGGACCAGUUCUGAACCAGCAUCAACAAUUCAACAUGAUCAUGUAUUUAUUGAAGAUCAGUUAAUUUAUUGAUGAUUAGAGUUCUUAUAAUAAAUUCGAUCCAGCAAACUUUUGCUCUUUCGGGUCAAACAUCAGAGUCGGGCAUAAAAACCAAUUGGAUACCCUCCAAAAAUAUGAGUAUUAUGGAUAUAUUUUUUAUAUUACAGGUACUAUAUCGUUUUAUCAGACAUAUUUUGAAAUUUCUAUAUAUUAUUGACAUUUCAGAUCUUUUUAAUUUUACAGGAGAUUUGGAUAUC
Molecule: messenger RNA, 3286 nt
Organism: Brassica napus (rape)
Lineage: Eukaryota; Viridiplantae; Streptophyta; Magnoliopsida; Brassicales; Brassicaceae
Product: UDP-glycosyltransferase 76E4-like
Exons: 2
Coding region: 529-1884 (451 amino acids)
Molecular function (GO): UDP-glycosyltransferase activity
Source: RefSeq, a predicted model, not a curated record